AUGAGUAUCGAGUCCAUUAUUGCAGCAACUGCAGUUGAUCCAGAAAUGCAAUCAGCGAUUGAAAGUAUCCAAUCGGGUGUCUGGGCAAAGCAUCAUCCCUUUUAUGCAGUGAGAGAAGAACUCGCUGUCACACCAAACAGUCUCUUGCUCCGUGCAAAUAAGUUGAUCAUUCCAACAAGGCUUAGAAAUGAAACCAUGACACAUGCCCACAAAGGUCAUCAGGGCAUUGUCAAAACAAAACAAGCCCUGAGGACGAAAGUGUGGUGGCCGCGAAUUGACAGAGAUGCGGAAGAGUUUAUUAAGCAUUGUCACGCAUGCCAGUCUCUCGGGCAUGGUGAUCCGCCACCGCCUUUUCAACAACACAAAUUGCCCUCCAAACCAUGGGAUAGACUUCACAUGGAUUUUUGCGGUCCAUUUCCCACGGGGGAAACACUUUUUGUUGUCAUUGAUUCAUAUUCAAAGUUCCCAGAAGUGGAAAUAAUGAAAUCCACUACUGUCAGCGCAGUCACGAAUCGCCUGGACAGAAUUUUCGCAGUUCAUGGCAUUCCCACUGAAAUCUACUCGGACAAUGGUCCACCGUUUGCUAGUGAUGCAGUGAAGAAAUUCAUGCGAAAUCGCGGAAUAAAUCACCGGCUUGUAACACCUUAUUGGCCACAGGCCAACGGGGAAGCCGAGUCGUUCAUGAAGCCCCUCGGUAAGGCUGUAAAAGCAGCGAAAAUGGAAGGAAAGGAUUGGAAAGAAAAGCUACAUGGUUUUCUGUUAGCUUACAGAACUACACCACACUGUACCACCGGGGUAGCACCAAGUCAACUGUUGUUCAAUCGCGAAGUUCGUACGAACAUGCCAACUUUUGUAAAAGAGGUGGAUAUUGAUUACAAGAUUUUACACGAACAGGCUAAGAUAAAUACGUCAGAGAAGCAGUCGAAAGCGCAGCAGUAUACAGAUAAAAGACGACGAGCUCGGAAAGCAAACAUCGAAGUAGGAAUGAAAGUUUUGGUGAAACAAGAACGAAAAAACAAAUUUAGUACUGUUUUCGAUCCAACACCUUUGACUGUAACGAAAGUUAAUGGCACAAAGAUAACCGCAGCGAGACACGAUCUCACUACCACCAGAAACGUAUCGCAUUUCAAAAGAUUUUACUCGAAAGACGAAAGUGCUGAUGAACAGGAAUGCGACGACAGCGCUAGCGAUGUAACGGACGAUGAAGAUAAUAACGAACAGCCACAAGAUAUUCCACGAAGGUAUCCGGCAAGAGUACGAAGAAGACCGCGGUUCUUGCGCGAAGAAACUUAACUGUUAAAAUAUUGGUACUAUUGUUUAGGUUGACAUUUAAACCAGAACUAUUGAAUUUUGGUCAUAAUUUAGGUGCAUGA
Molecule: messenger RNA, 1373 nt
Organism: Paramuricea clavata
Lineage: Eukaryota; Metazoa; Cnidaria; Anthozoa; Malacalcyonacea; Plexauridae
Source: the annotation of a GenBank genome assembly